This is a messenger RNA of Chlamydomonas reinhardtii, 2628 nucleotides long. RefSeq lists its product as uncharacterized. The transcript has 12 exons. The coding region runs from base 306 to 2192 and encodes 628 amino acids. NCBI's taxonomy places the organism in Eukaryota, Viridiplantae, Chlorophyta, Chlorophyceae, Chlamydomonadales, Chlamydomonadaceae. The record is from RefSeq and is a predicted model, not a curated record.
GGAUACAAUUAUGAGGCGUGUACCCUCUUGUAUCAAUCGUUCCGACUCACACGAAUCAGAACGGGCGCUCAAAUUUCGAGCGAUGGGCCUGGUCGCUUUAGGUCUCAGACUUGCUCAUUCACUCUUUCAUACCAUAAGGUGGCGCUCUUACACGCGAGUCUGGAAUAUAACAUACACCAUGCGUUUGUAGUUAACGCGAAGGUAUCUGCGCGAGCCUGUUGCGCGGGCCCCGCGCCUGGGCCCUUCGCAUCUUAUCGGUGCAAGGUAUUUGAGCCCUGUGGACGUUAACUAUUACCUUAGGAACAAUGGCAUCACCCGGAGAAGAAAUAGCAUGGUUCCCGCUCGACACAUGCGUGUCAGACUUUAUGCGCCUGCUGCACGCUGUCGACACCUUUCCGCGUGGCGGGCUCUACUCGGGCUAUUACGCCAUCCAGGCAGCGCAGCGCUAUGAGUGCUUUUGGACCAUGGUGCUAAAGACUCAGCCCCUGGGCAAGGGCGGUGCGGCAAUCCUGCCCCCGCUGGAUGUGGCGUACGCAUGGCUGGUUCACCGGCAGGACCCGGCCGGCUACAAGUCCGCCAUGGUGGCCCUGGGCGUGGAGAAACCGCACCCAGCCAAUGCGGAACAGGCUUUUGGCUUCUCGGUCGACCGCGCGGACCGGACGGAGUGGAAGAAGGUGGCGGGGGCGCACGAGCAGUGGCCACCGCCAGCCCCGGGGUCGUCGUACGACGUUGACCACGAGGUGUUGGCACGCGGCAGGCCGAACUACGCCGCGGGCCUGGCCAACGCCAUGGUCCACUUUUCGCGGCUGCUGCACACCUGGAUGCGGCCGCACUUCCUGGACAGCGCCUUCCUGCAGCGGGCGUGGGGCAGGUUUGCCAAGUUCCUGCGCCUGCACAUAGCGUACCCGCAAGAGGUGCUGGUGCCGGCGGCCGACAUCGCGCUCAUCUGGCACACCUACCUCGGCCUGAGCGACAAGUACGCGGAGAUGUGUGCGCGCGUGUUCUGCGAGCUCCAGGAGAACCAGCCGGCCCUGUGGCGGCCCGAUUACCUGACCCUGUCGCCGAACCAGCUCCCCGCGGCGUACGGCAAAACCGCGGCGCUGUACACUGCCGCGUACGGCGGAGAGCCGUACGCCGACCCGUACACGGCGUGGAUCGGGCCCGAGGUGCCGUACCCGCUGGCGGCGCCCGGGAGCCCCGUGGCGGCGUGGCUUAGCGCGCUGGACGAAAACCCAAAGCACGGCGAGCAGGCGGCGGCCAUUGCGCGCGCGGCCGCGAAGCUGGGCGAGGGCCAGCCCUGGGCUUCCGCUGUGGUGCCGCGCGCCGGCGCACACGCGCUGUACCUGGCGUGGCUGGCGUCGCGCCGCGCCGAGCACUACUACGUGGACGCCACCUGUAACCGUUGCUGCUUCACGUCCAGCGCCUCCGUGCACGCCAAGGCUCUGUCGACCGGCGUCGCGGCGGUGGUGUCGUGCGCCUACUUCCUGGACCUGCCGGCUACGCCCAAGCACCCCUACCUGAAGGCUGUCCAAGUGCGCGGCGGGCUGUGGCAGCAGCAGUCCUCAGGCGCGCCCGCGAACGGUGCCGCGCCGCCUCCUCCCGGCUUCUCACCAGCUGACACGGAGCGGCUGCUGGGCCCCAGCCAGCAACACCUGAUGGUGGGGCUGGGCCAGUUGCUGGGCGGCGGCGCCGGCGGUUCGAAGGCGGCGGCGGCGGGGGGUGGCGCAGGCGGCACGCAGCAGCAGGUGGCGCCGCUGUGGAGCAUCCUGGGCGCCAAGGACAGUUCAAGCCGCGCGCAGGCGUGCUACAAGAGCGCCUGGACGCUGGCGGCCGCCACAAACGUGGGCCGCAUGCAAACGGCCUACCAGCACCGCAAGCACAACGCACGCGACGACGGCGUGUACUACUACGGCACCACCGACUAUUACGCCGCAAACACGCUGUUCUACGCGUACGGGGCGGACGCGUACGCCUUCGACGACCCCCGCCGCAACUCCUACAACGGCAUGGUGGUGGUUGGCGGCGGCUAUGACGGCGGAGGCGGUUGGAGUGGCGGCGACGGCGGUGGCGGCUUCAGCAGUGGUGACGGUGGCGGCGGCUUCAGCGGCGGCGAUGGUGGUGGUGGUGGCGGGUGCGGCGGUGGUGGAGGCGGCGGCGGCUGCGGUGGUGGAGGUGGCGGCGGUGGAGACUAGACUGACGUACCAGCAUAGGGCUGGACAUAACGGUCAGGCGUGACACGAAAGGCUGUGAUUGGGCCCGUGACAGCAGCGCGGUUACCUUACCUGCGAUCUUGGGUGCUGAAGUUUGGACCGGCAGCGCGGAGAGUGAGUUGCAUUGCGGGGGCACGGGGCAAAUUGAAGUGGGGGGCCAGGUCGGAGGGGAGGUGCCGAGGUGGGGACAGUGUUGCUCAGGGCGUGGAUUUGCUGGGCCACUCCCUGGCUGCGACACGGUUAGGUAGGGGGAAUGGAUUUGGGACUGCACCCAGCCAGGCAAGCCUGCCAACCUGAGCGGCUGAGCCACAUCAGCUCGUGAGUUUCAAUGUCAACCCAUCCUAGCACCCCGCACGUGAAGGUUAUGUAUGGAGGACUUCCAGUGUCAGGGCGCCACACGCUGUAACUUGCGAUGCGC